Pistacia vera is the source of this 1179-nucleotide messenger RNA. RefSeq names its product WUSCHEL-related homeobox 13-like. The transcript is spliced from 3 exons. Gene Ontology annotation, molecular function: DNA-binding transcription factor activity; DNA binding. Lineage: Eukaryota; Viridiplantae; Streptophyta; Magnoliopsida; Sapindales; Anacardiaceae. The coding region runs from base 490 to 1179 and encodes 229 amino acids. The record is from RefSeq and is a predicted model, not a curated record.
UGAGUUUAACAUGGCAGACACAACCAGUCCCAUCUCUCGGACUUCACAGCAAGAAAGCAACAACUUUAUUUGCAUAUCUUAUAACUUACUGUUUAUUUUUCUAUUCUCCGGUUACAGAUUAUCCAGUUCCAUCAGUUUAUAAUUAGAAAACUGUAGUUACCCUUUAGCGAUAGCUAUUUCUUGAUUUGAUUGGUCAACUAAAGAAGCACAACUUAAAAUUGGUUCUGUCCGUGAGACCCGCUUAACUCUAGUGUUGAACAGCGCAAUUAGCUUCCGAAUUUUACUAAAAUGAGGAGUUAACUACGCCUUUAAUUAGACUUUUUGUUUCCAAAACCAAUAAUCAUUCUAGUUUUUGCUUCUUGCUUUAAGUUUACUUAAGACUCUUCUUUAUCUCUGACUUAUUUCUUCUAUAAAUUGACGAAAUUCAGAGACAUGGUUGUGUUGAGAAGUGGGUAGGUCAUAGGUGGAGAAAAGAUUUUUCCGAGGAAGAUGGAGUGGCAGAAUUUUCAAGAAAAGCAACUGGAAGAAGAAGAGAUGAGAGUGGAUAUGGAGUUGGGGCAGUUUCAAAAUGGUGGGUUGUUUGUAAAAGUUAUGACUGAUGAGCAAAUGGAGCUUCUGAGGAAACAAAUUGCUGUUUACACCAUGCUUUGUGAACAGCUUGCUCAGAUGCACAAGGCCUUCUCUGUUCAACAUGAUAUUACUGGAAUGAGAUUCGGCAAUCCAUACUUUGAUCCAUUGUUGACAUCUGGUGGCCAGAAGAUCACUGCCAGGCAACGUUGGACGCCGACACCCGUGCAACUUCAAAUCCUUGAGCGUGUAUAUGAUGAAUGCACUGGUACUCCUAACAAGCAGAAGAUCCAAGAAAUAACCAGUGAACUGGCACAACAUGGACAAAUUUCUGAAACAAAUGUGUAUAACUGGUUCCAAAAUAGAAGAGCUCGUAUCAAGAGAAAGCAGUCAGGUGCUGGUUCGAACAUGGAGGAGUCAGAAGCAGACACCCAUGUUGAGUCAAAGAACAAAAACCCAGAAAGCAUCCAGUUGUUUGAGAAUUCAGCAGCAAGGGCUGAACACAUUUUUUCUCAAAGUCCGGAUAUAGGAUUUGAGCAACUAGUGGGCAAAAUGGAAGGUCCGGGUAGCUAUAGUCCUGAGUGGGAGGUGGAAGGAUACAGCAUGCUCUGA